UUCUACACAGCUUAAAAGAUACUCCCAUAGCUUUUGCAAUUCCCUCUAAUAAAAAGAGAAAACCACAAAGCGGUGUAAGUUGUAACUGUAAUUAGAGAGAGGGUUGGAUCAUGGGGGUGACAAAGGAGCAGGUUGAAUCUUCUCUAAUGGCAAAGCUAAACCCUUCUCAUCUGGAAGUGAUUGAUACAUCUGGGGGAUGUGGUGCAAAAUUCUCAAUUGUCAUUGUGACUGAACAAUUUGAAGGCAAAAGAUUGCUGGAUAGGCACCGACUGGUUAAUGGUGCACUGGCUGAGGAGAUGAAGGAAAUCCAUGCUCUCUCUAUUACAAAAGCUCUAACUCCAGAGCAGUGGAAUCAACAGCAGGAAUCUGAAAAGUCUCAAGCAACUGCUUAAAAUAUGAUAUAUGAUCAUCUUCGUUGCCCAAAUGCUUGAUGAAUAUAGCACAAUACUCUUCUCCUUAUCUGAUGAGGGGUAACUGUUAUAGGAGGUUAAGAAAACUGUCUUAUAUCAUGUGUUGGUCAAACUUUCUAGAGUUGAGACCGUGAUACUUUAACUAUAUAUUGAAUAAUGCAGUAGCUGGUCAAACUUUCUAGAGUUGAGACCGUGAUACUUUAACUAUAUAUUGAAUAAUGCAGUAGCUUUGGGAUUCAAUCAA
Nicotiana tabacum (common tobacco) is the source of this 654-nucleotide messenger RNA. Its product is annotated as protein BOLA2. Gene Ontology annotation, cellular component: cytosol; nucleus. Gene Ontology annotation, biological process: intracellular iron ion homeostasis; protein maturation. The record is from RefSeq and is a predicted model, not a curated record. Gene Ontology annotation, molecular function: 2 iron, 2 sulfur cluster binding. Lineage: Eukaryota; Viridiplantae; Streptophyta; Magnoliopsida; Solanales; Solanaceae.